AUGGUUGGCAUGCUCACCACUGGGCUCAGGACCGCCUCUCUUCGGACGUCGGCGAUCCGGCCCCUCGCCAUUGCGCGACUGCACACGACGCCGCAGGCCGCAGACGCACGGCCCGUUCCCAUCACCCAGAUUGCCAACCGCGGCAGCAACCAGGAAUCGCUUGAGACGCCGCGCAACGGCGCUGAGUACGUCCUCUCGACGCUCGACAAGGUCGUCAACUGGGCGCGGCAAGGCUCGUUCUGGCCCAUGACUUUCGGUCUCGCGUGCUGUGCCGUCGAGAUGAUGCACGUCGCCGCUGCGCGUUACGACCAGGACCGUCUCGGUGUCGUGUUCCGAGCCUCGCCCCGUCAGUCAGACAUUAUGAUUGUCGCAGGCACCCUCACCAACAAGAUGGCCCCCGCCCUCCGUAAGGUCUACGACCAGAUGCCCGAGCCGCGCUGGGUCAUUUCGAUGGGCUCGUGCGCCAACGGCGGAGGAUACUACCACUACUCGUACUCGGUCGUCCGUGGGUGCGACCGCAUCGUCCCCGUCGACAUCUACGUGCCCGGAUGCCCCCCAACGGCCGAGGCGCUCCUGUACGGCUUCCUCCAGCUCCAGCGCAAGAUGCGUCGCUCGCGCACCGCUGUCCGCUGGUACCGCAGCUAG
Cutaneotrichosporon cavernicola is the source of this 645-nucleotide messenger RNA. RefSeq lists its product as uncharacterized. The coding region runs from base 1 to 645 and encodes 214 amino acids. NCBI's taxonomy places the organism in Eukaryota, Fungi, Basidiomycota, Tremellomycetes, Trichosporonales, Trichosporonaceae. The record is from RefSeq and is a predicted model, not a curated record. Gene Ontology annotation, biological process: electron transport coupled proton transport; mitochondrial respiratory chain complex I assembly; aerobic respiration. Gene Ontology annotation, molecular function: NADH dehydrogenase (ubiquinone) activity; quinone binding; 4 iron, 4 sulfur cluster binding. The transcript is spliced from 5 exons.